CUUUAAGGCUUCAAACAUGAGUGACGCUGAGGAUGAUGCUGUGCCAAAUAUCUCCCUGAAAGUAAAAACGACAACGGCAGCUUAUGAUGUGGAAGUCAAGGAGAAUGCUACAGUCUCCGAUGUCAAGGACGUUCUAGUGAGCAAGUUGAACAAUGUAGAAAAAUCUCUUCUUUGCCUCAUCUUUUCGGGGAAGAUACUCAAGGAUCACGAAAAGUUGCAAGCGCACAAUAUCGGUGAUGGUAUGGCAUUACAUCUGGUGGUACGUCAGGGCCAGCAGAAUCGGGGAAACCAAAGUAGCGCAACUACUGCGAAUCCAAGUACUAACAACACAACAACGAAUCCCUCUCAAGGAUCAGGUGCCUCCAAUUCCAACCCCUUAUUCGGUGCUAACUUAGGUGCUGGUGGUCCUCAGGCAAUGGCUCAGCAGAUGAUGAAUAAUCCGGAGAUGAUGCGUCAAAUGAUGGACAACCCUAUCAUGCAGAAUAUCAUGGGCAACCCUGAAAUUUUCCGUUCCCUUUUUGCUAACAAUCCACAAAUUCAACAGCUUAUUGAGCGCAACCCGGAACUUGGUCAUGUCUUAAAUGAUCCCGAUAUGAUGCGCCAAACUAUGGAAAUGAUUCGCAACCCGAAUAUGUUCCAAGAAAUGAUGCGAAACCAUGAUCUUGCCAUUCGAAACCUCCAGGGGAUUCCUGGCGGUGAAGCUGCGCUGCAGCGUCUGUAUCAGGAUGUACAGGAACCUCUUCUCAACAGUGCCACGAGUAGCCUUGCAGGAAAUCCGUUCGCAUCUCUACGCCAAGGAGACGACUCUGUCGCUUCUCGAAGUCAGAGGGCUGGACAAGAGAACAGUGAAGCACUCCCUAAUCCAUGGGGCGGCGGCAGCGGUUCAGAGCAGCAGCAGCAAAAUACACAGUCAGCUGCAGGAAAUGGGGGCCCUGGAGGAUUUGCUUCUCUUCUGGGCUCUUCUGGUAUGAAUUCUUUGAUGGAGCAAAUGAUGUCUGAUCCAGCAAUGAUGCAGUCAUUGAUGCGGCCUGAAAUGAUGGAUUUGUUUAGACAAAGUAUCGCGCAAAACCCACAAGUGAUGCAACAGAUAAUGGAACAGAAUCCCUUGGUUGCGAACAAUCCUCAGUUGGCAGAGCAGCUGCGGGCGCAGCUGCCCAACAUGAUGAACAUGAUGAGCAACCCCGAUGUCAUGGCUGCAAUGACAAAUCCCCGCGUCUUGGAGGCUCUACGUAUGAUCCAACAAGGAAUGGAUACGAUUCGCCGUGAAGCGCCAGCAUUGGCUGGGAUGUUUGGCAGCAGUUUCGCAGCAGCAGCAAAUGCUGCAUCUGCGACCGGUGCGACUGUCGGAGGAGGUGGAAAUGCGGACGGUGCGCGACCUGCUCAGUCACAAAACAGUCAAGACCCGAUGAACAUGCUCAACAACAUGUUUGCAGGAAUGAACACUAACACCGAUCCUGAGGUGUUGUACGCUUCACAACUGGAGCAGUUAGCUGGCAUGGGCUUCUCGAACAGGGCACAGAACAUUGCAGCUUUGCGAGCAUCGUUCGGUGAUUUGAACGCUGCUGUGGAGCGUCUUCUGAACUCUCCUUAACUUUUCUUGUGUUUGUCAUGAAUCGCCGUAUAUUUCUAUUUUCACUUGUCAGAAAUAUCUGGAUUCCUUAGUAUAAGUGCAUCAUUAUGGUGAGUUGUCAUGGAGCUAGAUUGUAACAAAACUUAUAUCUGAGCAAAAGUUCUUUUUGCGGAUCUUCGCGAAUUUUCUGUGGUGAUUAAUUUCUGUAAGUAAAUGUGGUGUCAGUCCGUUUGGCGCAAUUCCAAGACAGUCAAUCUUGUCGUCGCUUGUGCUACUUAGGCGCGAAGACAGCGUUGUGCUAGUUCACAGAGAGGUGUGCAUGUGUGUGAGUGUGCGUGUGGUGUGUAAGUUCGUACGCAGCCGCGCAUGGUCCAUGAUCCUUGUAGAGCAGCACCGAGUCGCGCGUCUCGUUCUGGCAGUGCCAGGCCAUGCGAGUAGAGCUGCUUCGUUCUGUGAUGAUUCCCUUCUUGUCUCAGCCCGUAUACUCUUGUCCCCGCCACCGCUUCCAACGCUUCUUCUUUUCAUCGUUUUGUUCCUUCAAACGAUUUACCCCGUAUUUGUCGAUUAUACAUAUACAUGUAUUGAAGGAGAUGUAUCGUUUUGUUUCCCACUGAGUCUAGAUUUAUACGAUAAUAAAGUAUCUAUACGGCUUUUUGUCCAGG
Messenger RNA from Cylicocyclus nassatus, 2232 nucleotides. NCBI's taxonomy places the organism in Eukaryota, Metazoa, Nematoda, Chromadorea, Rhabditida, Strongylidae. The record is from the annotation of a GenBank genome assembly.